CGAGAGCCGACAGAUGAGUACGACGACUUUGAGGACGGUGAUCUAGAGACUGCGCAAGACGACGAUUUGCCGGAUACAACUAUGCUCGACUCUGUCGUCUUACCAGCCAUCGCUUCGGAGGCGCGUGUUGCACUUAGUGCACUUCAGCGAGCGUUCACGGAAGCCGAACGCACAAUUCCUGGCGUUACAAUGGAGCUGGUAAACGAGAUCGUCGAUUCGGUGGAGCAUGUGGAGGACGAACGAUGA
This is a messenger RNA of Heterobasidion irregulare TC 32-1, 246 nucleotides long. RefSeq lists its product as uncharacterized. The annotation marks the transcript as partial. The record is from RefSeq and is a predicted model, not a curated record. NCBI's taxonomy places the organism in Eukaryota, Fungi, Basidiomycota, Agaricomycetes, Russulales, Bondarzewiaceae. The transcript has 2 exons.